UGUUUCUGCGCUGCUUGCCUGCAUUCGCUCGUUGCUGUGCAGUUUUUACGCCGCGCAGCCCGAGCAUACACCGAAGGCAAUGAGCGGCCGGCAUUGCUGCAACAAUUAUUAUUUUAAUUGCUGCUUCUUUCUGGUUUACUCCGACUGAAAUUUUUCAAUUUUCUAGUCUUCAGUACACUUUCAGAGGAAAUCAUGACCAGCAUCGAAGAUCUGCAGAAGUUAUGCAACAAGGUUGAAAGCGUGAUCGCUUCCCUGGGCCCAGACACGAUCACCCCGCGCCCUGCAACCGAGCCUGAUGGACCUACCGGCGUGCUUUACGAGGACGAAGACCAGGACAUGGUGUCCGCGCUCAACAUCAAAAUCUCAAAUGAGGCCAACGCUGUCCCCUCAAAAAGUGUGGUGACCAAAACUCCAUACCGCCUCAAGAUUCGCUGGCGCAAUGUUUUCCUCCUGUCGUAUUUGCACUUGGCUGCUCUUUACGGGCUCUACUUGCUCUGUACCUCAGCAAAAUUCAUCACUAUGAUAUAUACAUUCCUUCUAUACCAAGCUGGCGGUCUUGGCAUUACGGCUGGAGCGCACAGACUUUGGGCGCACCGCGGCUACAAAGCAAAGUGGCCUCUUAAAAUAAUCCUCAUGAUUUUCAAUACUCUCGCUUUCCAGAAUCACAUUUAUGAGUGGGUGCGCGACCACCGUGUGCACCACAAGUACAGUGAGACGGACGCCGAUCCGCACAAUGCCAAGCGUGGAUUUUUCUUUUCACACAUCGGCUGGCUUUUGUGUCGCAAACAUCCCAUGGUAAUUGAAAAAGGCAGCGGCAUCAGCUUGAAAGACCUUGAGGAGGACAAAAUUGUCAUGUUCCAAAAGAAAUACUAUUUGUAUUUGAUGCCAUUUAUCUGCUUUAUUGUACCAACUGUGGUCCCCGUUUUCAUCUGGAAUGAAUCCUGGUCCACUGCGUGGUUCGGAGCCACCCUGUUCCGUUACACUUUCACCCUGAAUGUGACCUGGAUGGUCAACAGCUUUGCCCACAUGUGGGGCAACAAGCCAUACGACACGAGCAUUAAUCCUGCCGAGAACUAUUCUGUGGCCGUUUUGGCGCUCGGCGAGGGUUGGCACAACUACCACCACGUCUUCCCUUGGGAUUAUAAAACUGCCGAGCUCGGAAAUUACAGAAUGAACAUCACCACAGCGUUCAUCGAUUUCUUCGGCAAGAUUGGGUGGGCUUACGACAUGAAGACUGUGCCAAAAGAUGUGGUUAUGAAGCGCGCGAUUAGAACCGGCGAUGGCACCCAUUUGUUGUGGGGAUGGGGCGACAAGGACAUGACUGAGGAGCACCGAAAAGCCACCACCGAGUUAAACAGCAAAGACAAAUAAU
Neocloeon triangulifer is the source of this 1372-nucleotide messenger RNA. Its product is annotated as acyl-CoA Delta-9 desaturase-like. The record is from RefSeq and is a predicted model, not a curated record. Gene Ontology annotation, biological process: unsaturated fatty acid biosynthetic process. Gene Ontology annotation, cellular component: endoplasmic reticulum membrane. NCBI's taxonomy places the organism in Eukaryota, Metazoa, Arthropoda, Insecta, Ephemeroptera, Baetidae. Bases 193 to 1371 code for a protein of 392 amino acids. The transcript is spliced from 6 exons. Gene Ontology annotation, molecular function: iron ion binding; stearoyl-CoA 9-desaturase activity.